Messenger RNA from Telopea speciosissima, 528 nucleotides. RefSeq lists its product as uncharacterized. Lineage: Eukaryota; Viridiplantae; Streptophyta; Magnoliopsida; Proteales; Proteaceae. The transcript has 2 exons. The record is from RefSeq and is a predicted model, not a curated record. Bases 1 to 528 code for a protein of 175 amino acids.
AUGAGGUUUGGGCGGAAGGGCAAGUUGACUCCAAGGUACGUUGGGCCGUAUCGGAUCACUCAGAAAGUGGGCAAGCGAGCUUAUCGGUUGGCAUUGCCUGCAGCGAUGUCAAGGAUGCACAACGUAUUUCAUGUUUCCAUGCUCCGGAAGUGCAAUGCAGAUCCAUCUCAGGUGAUUGACCCAGAACCAAUAGUCAUUCAAGAAGUUGGAACGCACGAAGAGAAUCCUACUCAGAUUGUUGAUCGAAAGGAGCAUACCUUGAGGGGUAAGGUGAUUCCAUUAGUUAAAGUGAAAUGGCAACAUCAUGGAGCAGGAGAGGCGACAUGGGACCGUGAGGAGGACGUAAGAGCAAAGUACCCAAAGUUAUUCGAAUCAGAGGAGAAUAAAUCUUUUGGAGGGAUUCCAUCUUGGCCGGAAGACUUCAAGAACAAGAGAGGGCUAAGAAGAUUGGAAAAGGAUCGGAGGAAGGCUGAGAGAAGAGCUGCUGAGGAGAAGAAGAAAGAGGACGUUGGCUUCGUUUUGAGGUAG